Messenger RNA from Sphaeroforma arctica JP610, 288 nucleotides. RefSeq lists its product as hypothetical. Bases 1 to 288 code for a protein of 95 amino acids. Lineage: Eukaryota; Ichthyosporea; Ichthyophonida. The transcript has a single exon. The record is from RefSeq and is a predicted model, not a curated record.
AUGCAGAAUAAGACACUGAACGUCGACGUGCGCACAGAGCGUGCGCAUAAGACAAUGAAGAUGUUAGAGGAGCGUUACCGCAACUCAUAUAAAGAAGCCAUACAUUUCCAACUCCUCAAAGCCCAGAGAUACCAAGCACUGAUGUACUACAGACAACAAGUGCAGGUGGAUGCUCUCAUUAUGGCAGACAAACAACCUGAUGGGAGUGAGGGACACUUAUCGGGUAUCGAACACACUAAGUUUCACACUAUGACUGAGGCAAACAUAAGAACGGCAUCUAAUGUGUAA